AUGGUUGUGUUUUUAUUCGUAUUUUUUUUCACCUCGUCGAUGCUUUCAUCACACAUCUCUACGGCACGAUCUCUAAUUGCAACUGCUGAAUUUACGUCGAGUAUUGAUGCGAUUGCUGUUAACGAUAAAAAGAUAGUGAUAGCUUCAACGAAUCACUUGUCAGUGCUCAAUAUUAGCACGUUGCAGUUGAUAAGCGAAACAAAAACUGGUCCAGAGUCGUUCUCAAAUCUGAACAUCAUUUACAAUGGAUCCAUACCGAUCGCACCGAAUUCAGCCAAUUCAUCGUGCGUUUCGAUCAUUGAUAAGAGUAGCGAAAUACUCUAUGUUGCAUCUGAAUACACCACAGAAUCACCUUACAGAGAAUCCUUUCCAGCAGUUUCAUCCCGCGAACCACCCUAUUAUAAUAUCAUAAACUCUGGAUCAAUAGAAGGUGAGGCUGCAGUGCAUAUCCGUGCAGAAUACCGGAAUCGAUUCAAAGUGAAGUAUAUAAACGCGUUCUUACAUCAUCACUAUGUCUUCUUCCUGAGUCUUCAGAAUAAACACCCCUCGCCAAACGUCAUCUCAAAUUCUCCAAUAUCAAAGCUGAUCCGAAUUUGUAAAUCUGAUUAUAGAGAUGCAGAGAAUCGCAAUUACAAUCGGGUGGUAUCGUCAGCACUAGUAAAUGAUCAGUUGGUAAUCGCAUUUACGGAUCAAUCCAAAAAUCAGUCAGCGAUCUGUGUAUAUCCAAUCCAGAAGAUUCAAUUGACAUUUUGGUAUAAUAUUGACCGAUGCCGGAAGUCUCAUAUCCCACUAACAGAGGAUACCUGCUCAAUGGGUGUUGGUGGAAGUAUAGAAUGCGAUCAGAUUUCUGCAUUCAAUACAAAAUCGACUAUUUAUUCGAUUGAUGCAGUUCAUAUUCAUAAUAUUACGAUUGUUAUUUUUGGUACUCAACAUGGACAAUUAAUUCAGCUUCGUUCAAAAGGAUCAACUCUGGAAUAUUAUAAUGAAGUGACGAUCGGCAUUGAUCCGAUAACAUCGCUUCGAUUCGUUGAUAAUCAUACUUAUUUGGCAAUUAUCAACAAAAAGAUUCUGAAGUUGUCAAUUAGUGAUUGUGAAUCAAAGUUAUCGUGUGAAGAAUGCACUGCAAGUGAAGAUGUCUUGUGUGGGUGGUGUUUGUUCGAAGGGAUCUGUGCAAUGCGAUCGCAGUGCAGCUCGUCAAUAUUCACAAAUCAAUGCCCUCUAUCCACUUCACUGAUCCCAUCCAAUAUUUCGAUUCAUUCCAUCAAGAACGCUACCAUAUUUUUACCGAUCGGAUCGUAUCAUGUUGACUCGAGAACGGAAUUCGUAUGUUCGUAUAACGGUAAUCGUAUAAAAUCAAUUGGAAAAUGGUGGCUGGAUGGAAUAACGUGUUCGUUACCUGAAACAACGGAAUGGAAUAUAUUGGAAGAUGAUCAUACGAGUGUUGAGCUGAGUGUAUCUUAUCAAAAUCAAACAUCGUCAUCCACGUUGUAUCCAUUCGCAAUCAAGAAUUUCAUUGUCUACGAUUGCUCAAAACAUUUAACAUGUUCAUCGUGUUCCACAUCUCGAUGGAAUUGUAAAUGGUGUUUAGAUGAGCAAAAGUGCUCAUUUACGGGGGACAGUUGCGAGGGUCAUUUAUCAUCGGAAUGUCCUCGAAUUCGAUCGUCGAUAAAUCCAGAAAUCCUGAUUGCUGACGGCAUGGAACAGAGUAUAUCGUUACCAGUAUUGAAUGUGAAUGCGAUUGAAUCGAAACAAAAUAAAUUCACGUGUCAAAUUCAAAUUUAUAAUCAACCGAGAAUGAUUUUGGAUGCAAAAUUGGAUAUUGACCGAGUGUUGUGUGAUAAAUGGAUUUAUCAAUAUCAAGAAGCAAUUCCAAAAACAUUCGCAAAACUUGAUUUAUAUAAGGGAACAUCGCUUAUUGACACUACUAACGGUCAGUUCCAUGAACAUUUUCCGUCGUUUGAUUAA
Anisakis simplex (herring worm) is the source of this 1965-nucleotide messenger RNA. Lineage: Eukaryota; Metazoa; Nematoda; Chromadorea; Rhabditida; Anisakidae. The record is from the annotation of a GenBank genome assembly.